ACAACAAGAAGAAGGAAACGGAAACGCAGACAGACUUUCGGUUGUUGACCAAUCGUAUAGUAGUGUAGCAGAGGACUCUGCUUGUUGAGUUCUGAGCUAUUUUGAGUCCGUCUUUACGCUAAAUAUUUCUGAGAGCAAUUCGCUUGGAUCAUGCCACAGUUCAGCCGUCCGGGCUCUCGGAGUCCCCGACACGUUCGAAACCGCUCUCGCUCCCGCAGCCGAGAGAGAAGCAUAUCGCCGGACAGCUUCGGGCCCAGACUCCCGAGGCCCCGCGACAGGGAGCGCGAGCGAGAAGAACGAGAGCACCGACUCCGGGAAGCGAGGACCAUCAAGCGGUUCCGAGUCGGCAGCCCCCACCGCAGUCGGUCCCGAUCCCGAGAAAGGUACGCCGGUAGUGGUCAAAGUCACAGCCGCUGGUCCGAGCAGAGGGACGCUCCGUGGAGGCACGGCGGCUCCAGAGAUGAUUUUUACCAUGACCAGCAGAGAGACGAUGCUCACAGACAGAGACAAGAAGAACUCAUGGCAAGGCGGCUGAAGGAGCGAGAGAGGAUCGGCGAGCAAGGUUGUCCCGAAGUGUGGGGAUAUUCGCCGAGGGUGAAAGAAGAAGACUCUGAUGAAUUCACACCCGUCGAAGACAACGGGAAAAAUGUCAGCUCGGCGUCAAACUCAGAAGAUGAAAAGAGGAAGAAAAAGAAGAAGAAAUCCAAGAAGAAAAAGCACAAGAAGCAGUCAGACAGCGGCCUGGAGUCAGAUGGAGAUGAGGAUGGAGUAAAGAAGACAAAGAAAAAGAAGAGCAAGAAGUCCAAGAAGUCCAAGAAGAAGAAGGCGAGAAAGACCCGCAAGUCAUCAAGCGACUCCAGCAGCGGUGAGUCUGAAGAAGAAGAGGAGGAGGUGGACGCUGGCGAGGUGAUGUGGGUUGAAAAAGGCUCCGCCGAAGAUAACCUGGUGGGACCCGAAGCACCACUCACGCUCCUGUCUCAGGACGAAAGACCUUUAGAUUUUGGUCACGCUCUGCUACCAGGUGAAGGUGCUGCCAUGGCGGAGUACGUUAAAGCCGGAAAACGUAUUCCAAGGAGAGGAGAAAUUGGCCUGACGAGCAAUGAGAUCGCUGACUUUGAGAAGUCAGGCUAUGUGAUGAGCGGCAGCAGACAUCGUCGCAUGGAGGCUGUGCGUCUGCGAAAGGAAAACCAGAUCUACAGCGCGGACGAGAAGAGAGCGCUGGCCUCUUUCAAUCAGGAGGAAAGACGGAAAAGGGAGAGCAAGAUCCUGUCCAGCUUCAAAGAGAUGGUCUACAGAAAGACCAAAGGGAAAGAGGACAAGCCAUGACACAAACUGCUCCAUUUUGAGGACGAUGUUUGUAGGACAUUGUGUAAAUACCACCCUUUUUUGUAAGAUAGAUCAAUUAUUUGCUUUUGUUAACUGUUUUUCAUGUUGCAAAUCUGUCUUAGUAAAAUGAUUUAUCCAACUACCA
Messenger RNA from Phyllopteryx taeniolatus (common seadragon), 1471 nucleotides. RefSeq names its product NFKB activating protein (gene nkap). The record is from RefSeq and is a predicted model, not a curated record. Lineage: Eukaryota; Metazoa; Chordata; Actinopteri; Syngnathiformes; Syngnathidae. Bases 151 to 1326 code for a protein of 391 amino acids. Gene Ontology annotation, cellular component: nucleus. Gene Ontology annotation, molecular function: chromatin binding. Gene Ontology annotation, biological process: regulation of gene expression. The transcript is spliced from 8 exons.